CCUGAGCCCUAGGACCAUGCCUCAGGACUACCUGACAUGAUGACUCCUUGCUGUCCCCAGUCCACCUGACUGUGCUGCUGCUCCAGUUUCAAUGUUCUGUCUUAUUAUUAUACGACCAUGCUGGUCAUUUAUGAACAUUUGAACAUCUUAGCCAUGUUCUGUUAUAAUCAUGUUAUUCUGUAUUUUUCCAUCAUGAGAAAGGCCCAUGGCCCUGAAACUGUUGACAACGUUUCAAGUCAGCUAUGUUGCAUAACACAUACAUACAUCCACACAAGCCAACAGCAGAUAAUAUUCAAUCACAUAUAUGGUAACGGGCUAUAGUGCAUAACACAGAAUCCUCAUAGUACGAAGGGCUAUAUAAAUCAAUUUGAUUUGAGGUAGCUGUGAAUAUCAUGUGGGGUAGCUGUGAAUAUCAUGUAGCUUGUUGUGAAUAUCAUGUAGGGUAGCUGUAAAUAUCGUGUAGGGUAGCUGUGAAUACCAUGUAGCUUGUUGUGAAUAUCAUGUGGGGUAGCUGUGAAUACCAUGUAGCUUGUUGUGACUAUCAUGUGGGGUAGCUGUGAAUACCAUGUAGCUUGUUGUGAAUAUCAUGUGGGGUUGCUAGCUCAGUAAAUGCGUUUAGCCCCUGAUCAGUGCAUGAGGGGAGAAGAGACCAGUGAAGAAAGCCAACUAGCUAACGUUACUAGGAAUGAGAUGUACCCAGUCAUGGUGGUCCUAGCACUAAGUAUUCAGGCAGGUUGUUUGUGCUGUUUAAAGGCUGUUCUCUGCCACAACGUUACAUUAUGACAUUACAGACCGACUUUGAGCGGUUUCCGGGGCGCUGUGCGUGUAACUAACGUCAGUCAUAGCACAUACUGUUCACUAGCUAGCACGUCAGCUUACUGGCGAGAUAAAUCAAAUACAUCUCAAUCUUUGCAGGUCAGGGGUGUCCGGAUAGCCUUUCCCCUGAAUUUGAGAUGUUAUUUUUGGUCACCUACUUCGUGUUUUGGACAGGGCACCCCCGGGAAAGAGUCAAAUUCCAGGAUUCAGGAAGGAGAAGAGUAUUUGGUCCGGUUAUCACUUGUUACCACAGCCACAAAAUGCAGUCAUGCCUAAUUCUACAAUGUAUCUCGUUUAAAUCGUAAUCCUAACGUUAACCGCAUAUCUGACUUUAGAUUAAGACCAAAAAGCAACAACAAAAAGUAUGCAUUUUUACGAUAGACAAUUAUAACUUUGUGGCUGUGGUAACCAGUAACGACACUGGUUGCCAGAUAUGAGAGGCAACAGGGCAGUUGUAUAGUCGCUUUGGUUCAAAACUGAAGGUGUCCAACUAAAGCAUGUCUCCAAAAUGCCAAAGCACAACACAAAAUGAAAUUUCUUUAUGAUUUUAUUGGGUGACAACACUAAAUAUCUGGCUACCCGGAGGAUUGUCCGUCCAUCCGAAUAGAAUCAUUUCCGGUACAAAGGAUUUUCUUUGUUUUAAAAAACUCCAUCAUGUCGGGGGGAAAAGUACCUAUACAAAUCACGUAUUUGCUCAGUAAUAACCGUUGUGUUUGCAUGGUUCUGUGUUAAUUUACUAAUAACCAGAAUUUGUUUUAUGAAGAUGGGGAGGUUUAUUUUGUCGGCAACAAAGGGGGAGGAAUAUUGUCGACGCACAGCGUCUCCAGCUGCCUGCCCAGAGACCUGAGCUGGCAGACUACACAGCAAGAGUCUACUUUUGCCGUAAUGGGGGAGAAACCGUUGAAGAUCCUCGCAUGUGGUGAUGUAGAAGGAAGCAUUAAUGCUGUGUUUAACCGCGUCCGGACCAUCCAGAAGAAGAGCGGGCAGUUUGAUCUGCUGCUGUGUGUAGGAAACUUCUUCGGUUCAUCUCCAGGAGCUCAGGCUGAAUGGCAGGAGUACAAAUCUGGAGCAAAGAAAGCUCCCAUCCACACCUACAUCCUGGGAGCAGCCAGCCAGGAAACACUCCGCUUCUUCCCCAGUGCUGACGGCUGUGAGCUGGCAGACAACAUCACCUACCUGGGUCGUCGUGGUGUUUUCACUGGGGCGUCAGGCCUGCAGAUAGCAUAUGUGAGUGGUCGUGAGGGGCAGCAGGAUCCGACUCCAGCUCACUGCUUCUCUCCUAAAGACCUCACUCAGCUGGUGGAGCCACUGAUUAGCAACAACCAGUUCAGAGGAGUGGACAUCCUGCUGACAUCACAGUGGCCCCGCGGAGUCUGGCAGUACGCCAACAGCCCUGAAGUCAACACUAAGUUCUGUGGAACGACCUCCAUCUCCCACCUGGCUUACAAGCUGAAGCCUCGCUACCACUUUGCUGCAGUAGAAGGAGUUCACUAUGAGAGACUACCUUACAGGAAUCAUGUUGUUCUUCAGGAGAAUACUCAGCACGUCAGCAGAUUUAUCGCCCUGGCAACCGUCAACAACCCAGAGAAGAGAAAGUACCUGUAUGCCUUCAACAUUAUCCCGAUGAAAAGCAUGGAGGCAUCAGAACUGGUCAAGCAGCCUCAGGAUGUCACUGAGAGCCCUUACAGCAGGAUGGUUAGAGAGAACACUCUAUCUGACCCUACUGUCCAGGAGCCGGCAUCUCAGUUCUUCUUUGACCUGGGGAAGAAGCAGCGUGGAGGGGGGCGUGGCCAGGGGGGGCGUGGUAGGAAGAGGCCCUCAGACGGAGUCGGGCAGAAUCAAGGACAGCCGUGGGAUUCAGACCGGCAGAGUCAGAGACUGCCCUUUGAUCUAGACAGGCCUAAACAACCCCGCAGGCCCCCUCAGCCCAGCGGUCCCUGUUGGUUCUGUCUGGCCAGCCCUCAGGUAGAGAAACACCUCGUCAUCAGCAUUGGUACACAUUGCUACCUGGCCCUUGCUAAGGGCAGUCUAACCCCUCAGCAUGUGUUGGUACUGCCCAUCGGCCACUACCAGUCAGUAGUGGAACUGAGCUCUGAGGUGGUUAAAGAACUGGACCGAUACAAGAUGGCUGUCAGGACCUUCUAUAAGAGCAAAGGACAGCGCUGUGUUCUGUUUGAGAGGAACUACCACAGCCAACACCUACAGAUCCAGGUAGUACCAGUACCAGAGGAUAAGUGUACCACUGAAGAUAUUAAAGAAGCCUUCAUGCUGCAGGCGCAGGAACAGAACAUGGAGCUGAUGGAGAUACCACAACACACUGACCUCAAACAGAUUGCUCCUCCAGGGACACCGUACUUCUACGUAGAGCUGGACUCUGGAGAGAAACUCUUCUACCGCAUUCAGAAAAACUUCCCUCUGCAGUUUGGCAGGGAGGUGUUGGCCAGCGAGGCGUUGCUGAACAUCCCGGAGAGGGCCGACUGGAGAGAGUGUAAACAGACCCCAGAGGAGGAGGAGGGUCUGAGCAAACAACUACGAAACGACUUCCAACCAUACGACUUUGCACUGGAAGACUGAACACCGACACACACUGUACCGUACAGGAGGGGUGUAAUGGUACACUGAACCAUUGGGUACGGGGACUUGUGGAUUAACAACACCAGUCCUAUAGUCUGUGCUGUGUUGUAGGCCUAUGUCUGCAGUAAAUCUGAGCUGAACAUUUCAGUCUAUUCCGUUGAAACAACUAGAGCCUAUGUGCACGUUGUAAUCAAAAUUCAAAUCUUAAUUGGCGCAUUUCAAAAACCCGUCCUUUUGUGAGGCGCAGCCAGGAACUAGUUCUGUACGAUGGUGAUUGGUGGGGUCCAACCAUAACUGGAGGAUCCUCCAUCGUUCUCCAGUUUGGGAACAUUUUGUCAUGAAAGUAGAUUAUAACGGUGACGGACAGAGUUGUGGAUAAAGCGUUAACAGUACGUCUCCACGCAGAAGGAGAAUAGCUGCUGCCAACACCUCCAACAUGUUGACACCCACAUCACCCCAGUAUAGUGUAGCAUGACGGAGCACCUCCAAAUGUUGACACCCACAUCACCCCAGUAUAGUGUAGCAUGACGGAGCACCUCCAACAUGUUGACACCCACAUCACCCCAGUAUAGUGUAGCAUGACGGAAACACAAAGAAUUCACACCACCUUCCGUCUGCAUUCAGCUGUUUCUGACCGGGCCAAAGUUCAGAGCGAUAGGUAGGCAAUGUUUAUAUUUUUUACAGUCUUGGGUUUAUUGCGUGGAUAUGUGUCCGUUCUCGGGGGUUGAGAAUAGGGCCUUUCAGCACCUCGUCAAAUUGCUCCACACCCACGUUACCAACUUCCCUCAUUUCAUAAAACAGGUAGUACCCACGUUAUAUAAGCAAGCCAACGUUUUCAAUGAAUUGGCCAAUGUACCCUGUGUUGUGCUUGGUGACAUCCUGUCACAUGACCCCGGAGUAGGCGAUGUCCCCUUUACCAAAGUGCUGGAGGCAGUGUCGUGGUGCGUUUGGAACCAACUGGGAAGUUGCCACAUACGACUGGGUUAAAUCUACUUCAAUGUCCCUCCGACUGGUAAUUACUAGUGGGAAAACUAUCAUUGUGAGCUCCCACUUCUCCCACAUGCUGACCUCACCUACUAAAGGACAUUUUCAGGCAGUUAAAUGCAACAAAACAUCAUUUAAAAAUAGCAGUGGUUUUUGAACUGUAAUUUGUUUAAAAGCAUGAUAGCUGUACUUUUAGGAGGACGCAGCUUGUUGGCCGUUAGCCAAUCGGUGAUUCUCAACAAGUUCAAAUCACAUGAAUGGUCCCACUGGUAUUUAUGACGACACAACUGGUAAAUGCCCUCAUGGUUACAAACUCAGCAUCAGAGUGGGAACUUGAGACUGACAUAAGUGUGAAUUCUGAACAUUGUGAAUUGCGUUUAAUUUGGAGGCGGAGGGUGCAGUUGAGAUCUUCCCUUAGUAAUGCACUUCCUGCCUUCUCUGUUUUUACUUCAAUCCAAUCGUCUGAAAAAGUAGUUUUCACAAUGUGGAGAUAAAUCAGUGUCAUCAUUUUGUACAAGGUCCCUGAUUAAAAACUUUUUUGUAUGUUU
Molecule: messenger RNA, 4922 nt
Organism: Oncorhynchus kisutch (coho salmon)
Lineage: Eukaryota; Metazoa; Chordata; Actinopteri; Salmoniformes; Salmonidae
Product: CWF19-like protein 1
Exons: 14
Coding region: 1702-3390 (562 amino acids)
Biological process (GO): mRNA splicing, via spliceosome
Cellular component (GO): post-mRNA release spliceosomal complex
Molecular function (GO): RNA lariat debranching enzyme activator activity
Source: RefSeq, a predicted model, not a curated record